This is a messenger RNA of Vollenhovia emeryi, 2059 nucleotides long. RefSeq lists its product as uncharacterized. The transcript has 2 exons. The record is from RefSeq and is a predicted model, not a curated record. Bases 25 to 1020 code for a protein of 331 amino acids. NCBI's taxonomy places the organism in Eukaryota, Metazoa, Arthropoda, Insecta, Hymenoptera, Formicidae.
UCCCCGAUUCUAGCGGACAUAAUAAUGGACGAUUUAGAGACCAACUGUAUGGAAAGAUUAAACUUUGCGAUUCCCGUAUAUUAUAGAUAUGUCGAUGACAUCUUUAUGAUUCUACCCGCUAACAGACUUACUGACGUUCUCAACACAUUCAAUAACUAUCACCCACGAUUAAAAUUCACGGUUGAAAUUGAGAACAACAAUACACUCAAUUUUUUAAAUACGUCUGUGUUCAGAGAGGAUCGUAAACUCUUCACGAAUUGGUAUAGAAAACCAACGUUCUCUGGCCGAUAUAUCAAUUAUUUUUCUAGCCACCAGACACGAUAUAAAAUCAACACAAUCAUAAAUUUGGUCGACCAGGCUGUCUUACUUUCAGACUCACGAUUUCACGACGCUAAUAUUAACAUCAUAAAAGACAUCCUCCUAAACAAUUCUUAUCCUCCUUCCUUUAUCGACAAACAUAUUAAUAGAAGAUUACAUCAUUUGAAACACCAUACUGGCUCAGACACAACGGUACCUACCGACAUUAAUCGAGAUUUUACAAACAGCAUCACCAUCCCAUAUGUCGGGAAUGUUAGCGACGUAAUCAAGAAAAUUUUACACAACCAACACAUUGAUACGCGUUUUUCAGCCUCUAAAAAAUUAGAUUUGUUGAUAAGGAAAGGGAAGGAUAGAAUUGCUGAUCCAAACCGUACUGAAUUGGUCUACCAACUUAAUUGUGUUGAUUGUGAUGCAAUAUAUAUCAGCCAAACUAAAAGACACGUUGUAACGCGCAUUAACGAACAUCGCAACGACAUUAAAAAGCCUGUUGACAACCACUCAGUUGUCAGCAAGCAUCGCAAUCUUGCUGGACAUGAAUUCGACUGGUCCAACCCGUUAAUCUUACACAAAGAACCACAUUUUAAAAAACGCGAAAUAGCCGAGAUGUUCUAUAUAAAGAAGUCCCAUGAUUAUACGAUCAACCUUCAACAAGACACCGACAAUUUAAGCGCUAUUUAUGAUAAGAUUGUACGCACGACUUAAUCUCUAUCCUAUAUUGUUUUCUUAUUUAUAUAAUUUAUUUACCUGUCCCCCACUUGUUGUGUUUUACGUCCCGACAAAUGUCGUUCUCUCUUCGAAAUUUAACACCGUCAUUGUCUUACCAGCCGUUUACAAUACCUGACGCUUUUAUUAGUUUUUAACCAACGUUAUACAUAUUAAUAUAGUGAUUUUAUUCGACCAUGCACAAAAUUGCAUACUUCGACAUGUCACCCAUUUGCUGUCACACUUGGGUCAACACUUGAGAAGGACCAGUAUUACUGGCCGAAACGUCGUGUAAUUAAUUAAAAUAUAUUUGCCAGUUAUUGUCGAUUUAAUCCUUGAAAUUGGUUUUUAUUUACUGGCGAUCCACCUCUUCAAAAUUGUGCAAAUAUUUAGGUUUCUUUUUUUAUUCAGACGAACAAUCUAUUUCGAUUCCCCGCCCCCGUCGGGAGAAAUUACUAUGCCUAACCUCAGGAAUGGCUCGCAGGACAGAAUGCUCUAUAAGAGAAUUCGCUAGUUUUAUUGGUUCGCUCAUUUCGGUAUGUUCGGCUGUACAAUAUGGGCUCCUUUACACUAAGGGAUUCGAGAGAGAAAAAUUUUUGGCUCUUACUAAAUGUAACGACAAUUACUCAGCAGGAAUGGAAAUUCCGUCUUAUCUCCAGAAGGAUUUUAUGUGGUGGAUUGAAAUUUUUUCCAAUCCCAAUCAAUCUAAUAAGAUUCGUUCGUAGAUUUGUUCGAGAAAUCUUCUCAGACGCCUCUUUGAACGGUUGGGGCGCAGCUUGGGGUGAAUCACGUACGCACGGGUGGUGGUCUGAGAACGACAAGACGCUUCACAUAAAUGCAUUAGAGCUUAAAGCGGCCUUUAACGCCCUUCAUUGUUUCGCAUCGGACCUCCACAAUUGCAACAUUUUACUUCGUAUUGAUAAUACAACGGCCCUGGCUUAUAUUAACAAAUUUGGAUCUAUUCAAUUCCCCCAUCUAUCUGCUAUAUCGAGGCAAAUUUGGCGCUGGUGCGAGGAACGAAAUAUCUUCCUAUUUGCCU